Hyaena hyaena (striped hyena) is the source of this 5534-nucleotide messenger RNA. RefSeq names its product tubulin gamma complex associated protein 6 (gene TUBGCP6). Gene Ontology annotation, biological process: cytoplasmic microtubule organization; mitotic cell cycle; meiotic cell cycle. The transcript has 26 exons. Gene Ontology annotation, cellular component: spindle pole; centrosome; gamma-tubulin complex. The record is from RefSeq and is a predicted model, not a curated record. The coding region runs from base 359 to 5398 and encodes 1679 amino acids. NCBI's taxonomy places the organism in Eukaryota, Metazoa, Chordata, Mammalia, Carnivora, Hyaenidae. Gene Ontology annotation, molecular function: microtubule minus-end binding; gamma-tubulin binding.
CUGGAGCCGUGGUCUGUUCGCGGGGUGAGGCCCCGCGUGGGGACCCUGCCUGCCUGCCUGCCUGCCGCCAGCCCCACGCCCGCCCCACCCCUCUGGGGACGCCGACAGGGCGUGCGAAGCCGGCCACGUGCCCUGUGCCCGGCCCUGGCGCGGGCUCUCGGGUUUUGUCACGCGUCCGUGACCCCCCGCCCCCCCGAAGUUUGAAGGCUGCGGAAGUGGCGCCCCGCAGGCCAUCGCGGGCGGCGGGCACGAGCCCGAGAGUGGGUUUAGGGGGCCGCCUGGCGUUCAGCCGGGGCUGGGCCGCUCCCGCCGCUGGGUGCUUUCCCGCCCCGGGGCCUGGAGCGGCGCCGCGGGCGCCAUGGCCAGCGUCCCCCAGCUGUUCGACGACCUCUGUGAGGCCCUCCUGCCCGCGGCGAAGGCCCGCCUGGGCCAGCACGGCGUGAGCCGCAAGAGGGCCAAGCAGAGCCUCAAGAGGGUGGCCUACAACGCUCUUUUCACAAACCUGUUUCAAGAGGAGACCCAGCAGCUGCAGCCCGACGUCUCGAAGCUCCCUGUGAAGAACAAGGUCCUCCUGCUGUCCUUCGACCUGAGAGCGGGCGGCCUGGGCCCCGAGGCCGACCGUUUGGAGGAGCUGGUGGAGGCGCUGCAAGCAGCCCCUGGCUGUCCGCUGGCGGAGGUGGGGUCUGUUUUGGACCUCCUGGUCCGGCUGGCGGGCAGCGGGCCCCCUCGGCUGCUGCAGCGCAAGCGGGACUACUUCUUUAACAACAAGCACGUUGGGAGAAACGUGCCCUACAGUGGCUAUGACUGCUACGACCUGAGUGUGUUUGAGAUGGACGUUCAGUCUCUGAUCUCCAGAGAGGAGUAUUUAUGUCAGGACAUGGUGCGGAAAGCGCUUCAGGUGAUGGAUGCGGCACCAGGCACUGGCCUGCCCACCGUUGGGCUCUUCUCAUAUGGUGACCCUUGCGGCGACAGGUUUGAGAGAGACACCCGGGUCUCGCUUUUCGGUGCCCUUGUGCACAGCCGCACAUACGACAUGGAUGUCCGGCUGGACCUGCCCCCGAUGCCCGACAGCGCAGACCUCUCUGGACUACCCAUUAAGGUUCCUCAGAGUGUGGAUCAGUCGGAAGAUGAAGGGUUCCAGUCAGCAUCUAACUUGACUCCUGACUCCCAGUCUGAACCAGGCACGACCCCGGACAUCGACCUGUGGGGCGCCGUGCUCACCUACGAGGCCAGCAAGCGGAGGUGCUGGGAACAAGUUGGAUGCCCCCCCGGCCACAAGGAGGAGCCCUACCUCACCGAGGCGGGAAGGGACGCCUUCGACAGGUUCUGCGGGCUCCGCCACGGGGAGCUGCUGGUGCUGGGCGGGGGCCUCCCGCAGGCCCCACAGCCGGUCCUGGUGAAGGAGUGUGAGCUGGUGAAAGAUGCGCUCAACGUCUUGAUUGGGGUCGUGUCUACCACAUUCUCCCUCUGCCAGCCCACUCAGACCUUCACGGUGAGGCGGGGCGUCCAUGUGUCGGGAGCGUCCCCCGAGAGCAUCAGCAGCCUCCUCUCGGAGGUGGCCGAGUGUGGGACGCACUACGCGCGCCUGAGCCACUUCUCCCUGCAGCCUGUGCUGGACUCCUCGUGCAGCAAGGGCCUCGUGUUCCAGGCCUUCAGCAGCGGCCUGCGGAGGUACCUGCACUACUACCGGGCCUGUGUUCUCUCCACUCCGCCCACCCUGAGCCUCCUCGCCAUUGGCUUUCUCUUCAAGAAACUGGGCCGGCAGCUCAGGUACCUGGCCGAGCUCUGUGGUGUGGGCGCUGCACCCCUAGCUGGGAGCGGCGGGGGACCGAGGGCCGCAUUCCCGACCGGGGUGAGGCUGCUGUCCUGCCUGUACCAGGAGGCCCUGGACAACUGCAGCAACGAGCACUACCCGGUGCUGCUGUCCCUGCUGCAGACCAGCUGCGAGCCCUACACCAGGUUCAUUCACGACUGGGUCUACAGCGGGGUCUUCCGGGACGUUUACGGCGAGUUCAUGAUCCAGGUGAACCAGGAGUAUCUGGGCUUCAGAGAUAAGUUUUACUGGACCCACGGCUACGUGCUCAUUUCCAAAGAGGUGGAGGACUGCGUCCCCGUGUUCCUGAAGCACAUCGCACACGAUGUGUACGUCUGCGGGAAGACCAUCAACUUGCUGAAGCUCUGCUGCCCCCGGCACUACCUCUGCUGGUCCGAUGUUCCUGUCCCUCGGAUCUCGGUGAUUUUCUCCCCGGAGGAAUUGAAGGAGGUCGAGAGGGACUGCGCCAUCUACGUGGGGCGGAUGGAGAGGGUGGCACGCCACAGCUCCGUCAGCAAGGAGGAGAAGGAAUUACGAAUGGAAAUCGCCAAACAAGAGUUAAUUGUCCAGGCCCGGGAGGCAGCAUCCAGGGUCCUGCGAGCGCUCAGUGACCGGCAGACGUCUGAACGCAUGGCCUUGGACGCCCGGAAGCGAGAGCAGUUCCAGAAGCUGAAGGAGCAGUUUGUGAGGGACCAGGAGCGGCGCCGGGCGGCCAGGCAGGAGGGCCUGGACGACGACUUCGGCUAUGCCCGAGAGCUGCGCGACAGGGAGCGGAGGCUGCGGGCCCUGGAGGAGCAGCUGGAGAAGAAGGCGAGGCAGGCGUUGGUGGACCAUUACAGCAAGUUGUCCGCAGAGGCAGCUCGUCGCGAGCAGAAGGCGCUGUGGAAGAUCCAGAGGCACAGACUGGCAGGCGCACGGCUGCGCUUUCUCGUGGAGGACCGGAAGCAUAUUCAGGAGAUGCUGAAGGACGUGUCUGAGAAGUCCCUGGAGGCACCGGCCGAGCUCCCUGGCGCACACUCCCAGGCUUCGUCUGCAGGCCCCGCGCACUUAGCUGGAGGCAGCACCUGUGACUCUGGGUAUGCGGGGCGGCACGUGGCUACUUGGGAUUGCACGAGCUCACUGACACUGCAGCACCCCCAGCCUCCGGUGCCAGGGGCCUGUGGCCCGGGACUGGGAUCUGGCCUGCAGCCAGGGCAGGUGCACAGGCCAGGGGCGUUCUCUGAGGGCCUCAGCAUCCAAGACUUCCUGCCCACAGACCGCCAGGCUGAGCAGCCUGUGCACCCUGGUGCAGCCCCUGUCCUGGAGGAGGCGCUGCAGACCAUCGGCUCAGACCUGCCUCCCUCUGCUGCGUGUGAAGUGGCGGGCACAGGGCCCCCUGGGCCACAGGAGUAUGAUUUCAGAACUAUUCUGAGGCCAGCUAUGGUCACCUUGGCUUCCCCAGGGGCUCUCCAGACCGUAGGAGGUGGCUCGAGUAAUGACAGGCAGCGGCUGUGGGGAGACAGUCUCAUGCAGCUGGAGGACACCUGUGUCCCAGAUCUGCCUCACUCACAGCCCCCUAGGUCCAGAUCCCCCCAGGAGGGGAGUAGCCAGGCCAUGGAGCAGCUACUUGGGCACGUGCCAGAGAGCAGCAUUCCCGCGGGGGGUUAUGCUUCUGGGAUGGCUCCCUCCCGACCACAGUGGAAUAUCUGUGCACACGUGUCUGAUGCCAGCGUCAAGGUGGGAGAGAAUGUGGACGACGUGGCCCCGUCCCGACCACGGUGGAACGUCCACGGGCACGUGUCUGACGCCAGCAUCAAGGUGGGAGAGAACGUGUGCGACGUGGCCCCGUCCCGACCACGGUGGAACGUCCACGGGCACGUGUCUGACGCCAGCAUCAAGGUGGGAGAGAACGUGUGUGACGUGGCUCCGUCCCGACCACGGUGGACUGUCCGUGGACAUGUGUCUCAGUCCCACGUGGUGCUGGGUGCACUCGCUGGGGAAGGCCAGCCUGAUACCCCCGGGCCCCACCAGAGCCCCAGUGACCAUGCAUCCCAGUCAGGCCUCGGCCUGGCAGCACAGAGCGCUGCUGGGGGGCAGGAGCCGCGGCGGCCUACAGACAGAGCCUCAGAUGGCUCCUGUGGUCAGGCGGCAGGCUCCGGCAGCGGGGAGGCGAGUGGCCAGGCUUCGCUGUGUGCGGCGGCUGCGUCCAGGGUUCGGGGAGACGGCACCCCUGAGGAGCCAGGGCCAGGGAAGAGCGGGGACAGUGAGGACCUCUCUCCAAGCCGCCCGCCAAGCUCACAGGAAGGCGCGGCCGCUGGGAGCAGCCCUGGCCCCGGUGAGGAGGAGGCCGCCGCCCAGCGCUGCGGCCGGGAGCAGGCCUACCUGGCGGGCCUAGCGGAAGGGUACCGCCUGGAGCGGUACCCGGACAGCUACGAGGCCCUGUCAGAGCCUCCUGUCGCCCACCUGCUACACCACGGGCUUCCCCGGGCCUUUGCCCUCCCGGAGGAGCCCCGGGUCCGGUCGGAUGCGGAUGAGACCGCAGUGGAGCUCAGCGAGCUGCUGCCGCUGCCCGUGCUCAUGAAGCACUCCAUCUCCGCGCCGCUGGCCGCGCAGCCCCGCCCUCCCGCCAGUGUCUCCUUGGUGAACAAGGCCGCCGUGGACUACUUCUUCGUGGAGCUCGGCCUGGAGGCGCACUUUGAGGCGCUGCGGCACUUCCUGCUCAUGGAGGACGGCGAGUUUGCACAGUCCCUCAGCGACCUGCUUUUUGAGAAGCUGGGGGCGGGGCAGACGCCCGGGGAGCUCCUCAACCCGCUGGUGCUCAACUCGGUGCUGAGCAAGGCGCUGCAGUACAGCCUCCACGGGGACACCCCCUAUGCCGCCAACCUCUCCUUCGCCCUCAAGUUCCUGCCCGAGGCGUUUGCCCCCAACGCCCCGGAUGUGCUGAACUGCCUGGAGCUCAGGUACAAGGUGGACUGGCCCCUCAACAUCGUGGUCACCGAGAGCUGCCUGAGCAGGUACAGUGGCAUCUUCUCCUUCUUGCUGCAGCUGAAGCUGAUGAUGUGGACGCUCAAGGAUAUCUGCUUCCACCUCAAGCGCACGGCCCUGGUGAGCCGCGUGGCUGGCUCGGUGCAGUUCCGCCAGCUGCAGCUCUUCAAACAUGAGAUGCAGCACUUUGUGAAGGUCACCCAGGGCUAUAUUGCCAACCAGAUCCUGCAUGUCACCUGGUGCGAGUUCCGGGCCCGACUGGCCAGGGUGGGCGACCUCGAGGAAAUCCAGCGUGCGCACGCCGAGUACCUCCACAAGGCUGUUUUCAGGGGCCUGCUGACUGAGAAGGCUGCACCGGUCAUGAACGUCAUCCACAGCAUCUUCAGCCUGGUCCUCAAGUUCCGCAGCCAGCUCAUCUCCCAGCCCUGGGUCCCCGCCAGCGGCUCCCGGGGCGCCGAGCACCCCAACUUCGCCCUCAUGCAGCAGUCCUACAGCACCUUCAAGUACUACUCCCACUUCCUCUUCAAAGUGGUGACCAAGCUGGUGAACCGCGGCUACCAGCCCCACCUGGAGGACUUCCUGCUGCGCAUCAACUUCAACAGCUACUACCAGGAUGCCUGAGGCCGUGACACAGGUACCACCGCCCCACCCCUCCCGUGCUUGGUUCCCUGCACGGGGGUCGUCUGCAGCCCCGUCACGGGAGGGAAGAUGGUGACACGGGCAGUCAGUGCCCCCGACCUGGAGCCUCACCUGUACU